Lodderomyces elongisporus is the source of this 849-nucleotide messenger RNA. RefSeq lists its product as uncharacterized. Bases 1 to 849 code for a protein of 282 amino acids. The record is from RefSeq and is a predicted model, not a curated record. The transcript has 2 exons. NCBI's taxonomy places the organism in Eukaryota, Fungi, Ascomycota, Pichiomycetes, Serinales, Debaryomycetaceae. Gene Ontology annotation, molecular function: sulfate transmembrane transporter activity; malate transmembrane transporter activity; thiosulfate transmembrane transporter activity. Gene Ontology annotation, biological process: oxaloacetate transport; thiosulfate transport; malate transmembrane transport.
AUGGCACUAUUCUGGUACGGAGGCUUAUCAAGUAUGGUUGCGUGCUUUGUCACACAUCCAUUAGACCUCGCAAAAGUUCGACUACAAACUGCGUCGAAACCUGGCCAGUCCUUGGUGUCGAUGAUCAUUCAGAUUUUGCGAAACGAAGGCUUCACAAAAUUAUACUCUGGCUUAACUGCUUCUCUACUUCGACAAGCUACUUACUCAACCACUCGGUUUGGGAUUUAUGAGUUUUUAAAAGAAAAGUAUGCGCUGAAAUUGGGACACAAUAAAACUCCAAGUAUGGCAGCAUUGUUGCCAAUGUCAAUGGUUGCAGGUGCCUUGGGUGGACUUGUUGGUAACCCGGCAGACGUUGUGAAUAUACGAAUGCAAAAUGACAAGGCGUUACCCAAGGAUCAGCGAAGAAAUUAUAGGAACGCAAUAGACGGGCUCUAUAGAGUGUGCCGUUCAGAAGGGUGGCUAUCUCUAUACAAAGGAUUGACCCCAAACUUGGUGCGUGGAGUGUUGAUGACUGCAUCCCAAGUGGUCACCUAUGACGGGGCCAAAAAUGUUUUAGUUGAGUAUGUUAAGAUGGAUCCUUCGAAAAAGUCUACACACUUUUCUGCAUCGUUGAUUGCGGGAUUGGUUGCCACAACAGUGUGUUCGCCUGCCGAUGUUGUCAAGACAAGAAUAAUGAACAGUAGGGAGAGUGGGCAAGGUGCAAUUUCGAUACUAAGAGCUGCAGUUAAAACAGAGGGUAUAAGUUUCAUGUUCAGAGGAUGGUUACCUUCAUUCAUUAGAUUGGGGCCACAUACUAUCGUGACAUUCUUGGUGUUGGAGCAGUUGAAGAAAUUUCGAAUUGGAUUGUGA